GGCAUUGAGCAGUGAAAAUGAGGCAAGAUAAUGUGUUUGUUGGAACACUUCCCACACUCCCUUUCCUCUUUUGAUUUCACUUGCCUUGUAAGCAAAAUAUAGUCCAACUUGAUCAAAGCCCAUCCAUUUAUUUUGCGCAGUUACAGAAACGGACUACAAAGAAAAUAAUUCCUCCGUCUCCUAGUCAAUUUUACCUUCCUAGUUCUAACCAUGUUCAAGAAUAUUCACUUAUUAUACUUCACUUUACUGUUGAUUUUCUUUAUUCUUGUGCCAACACAAUCAGCGCCUGAAAGUGCAGUGAUUACAGAGAUUCCAGGUUUCAGUGGCACUUUCCCUUCCAAACAUUAUUCUGGAUAUGUGACCAUCGAUGAAGUUCACGGGAAGAAAUUGUACUACUAUUUUGUUGAGUCUGAAAGAAAUCCAUCCAAGGAUCCUGUUGUUCUUUGGCUUAAUGGUGGACCUGGGUGCUCCAGCUUUGAUGGUUUUGUUUAUGAGCAUGGUCCCUUCAAUUUCGAGGCAGGAAAACCGCGUGGUAGCCUGCCCACCUUGCAUCUCAAUCCAUACAGCUGGUCCAAGGUAUCCAACAUUUUAUAUUUGGACUCUCCUGCUGGUGUUGGAUUGUCUUACUCAGGAAAUAAAUCUGACUAUAUCACAGGAGAUUUGAAGACCGCCUCCGAUUCCCAUACAUUUCUCCUCAAGUGGUUUGAGCUCUACCCGGAAUUCCUAUCCAACCCGUUUUAUAUAGCUGGAGAAUCAUAUGCUGGAAUAUAUGUGCCAACCCUGGCCUAUGAAGUAGCUAAAGGAAUUGAUGCUGGUACAAAGCCCAUUCUCAAACUGAAGGGGUACAUGGUGGGAAAUGGAGUUGCUGAUGACGUGAUUGAUGGCAAUGCUCUUGUACCAUUUGUACACGGGAUGGGUCUCAUCUCCAAUGAACUUUUUGAGGAAGUCAAUGCUGAUUGCCAAGGGAACUAUUAUCAUCCAGUGAGUGAUAACUGUGAAAAUAAGCUCGCCACAGUUGAAAAAGAAAUCAAGGAUUUAAACAUAUAUGAUAUUCUUGAACCCUGCUAUCAUGACACACAAAGUAAAAUCACACUGGGUAACGAGAAGUUACCACUGAGCUUCAGAAAGUUAGGUGAGACUGAGAGGCCUCUACGCGUGAGAAAAAGAAUGUUUGGGCGUGCCUGGCCACUAAGAGCACCUGUAAGAGAAGGACUUGUCCCUACUUGGCCACAGCUUCUCAGUAGUGAAAGCGUCCCGUGCAUUGAUGAUGAAGUUGCAACUUCAUGGCUGAACGAUGAAGCAGUUCGGAAAGCAAUUCACGCUGAAAAUGGAAAUGUGAUAGGAAACUGGGAGCUGUGUACAGACAAAAUAAGAUUUUAUCACGAUGCUGGAAGCAUGAUCAAAUAUCACAAGAACCUCACAUCUCGAGGAUAUCGAGCGCUCAUAUACAGUGGGGAUCAUGAUAUGUGCGUCCCAUUUACUGGAAGUGAAGCUUGGACAAAGUCGGUUGGAUACAAGAUUGUCGAUGAAUGGAGGCCUUGGCACGUAAAAGACCAAGUUGCUGGGUACCUUCAAGGUUAUGAAAACGAUCUCAUCUUCCUCACCAUUAAGGGAGCUGGACACACGGUACCAGAGUACAAACCGCAUGAGGCAUUGGAAUUCUACACACGCUGGCUAGAGGGCCAAAAAAUUUAAACAAUCAGGUUAUCUUCGAGACAGAAAUAGUUGUGGAAGUAGAAUCAAUUCUCAAUCUUUUAUCAUCUUGGUUGGGAAGGAAAGAGGGAGACACUGACAAUAAGAUGAUUCAGAAAAAUACAGGGAUUUAUUGACGUUUAGGGAACAAUGAAUUUCCACAAAUUUUAUGAUUUUAAACA
This is a messenger RNA of Olea europaea var. sylvestris, 1874 nucleotides long. RefSeq names its product serine carboxypeptidase-like 20. The record is from RefSeq and is a predicted model, not a curated record. Gene Ontology annotation, molecular function: acyltransferase activity, transferring groups other than amino-acyl groups; serine-type carboxypeptidase activity. Bases 211 to 1695 code for a protein of 494 amino acids. Gene Ontology annotation, biological process: proteolysis; secondary metabolic process. NCBI's taxonomy places the organism in Eukaryota, Viridiplantae, Streptophyta, Magnoliopsida, Lamiales, Oleaceae. The transcript has 14 exons.